AUGGCGGGCACUGCCACCACAUCCACAGCCACGGUUCUCGUCAUUCUUGUCAUCCUGUCAUGUGGCCUCCCCGCAGGCCAUGCUAACGCGGUCUUCAUCUCCCCCACAUGCAAGAAGACCAAGAACGCCGCAUUGUGUAAGCAAGUGCUACGACUCGACCAAGGUAGCGUCAAGGCCUCCACCGUGCACGACCUCGCCAGCAUCGCACUAGGGAUAGCCACCUCUUUCACUACCUUUCAGGCCAAUAACAUCAGAGUCGGGGCCAGAUUCAACCAGGGUACACCCGUGGGAGACGCGCUAUCCGGCUGCCUCCGGGCCUAUUCAGAUGCCGAAGAUGACCUCAGGUACAAAGCGAAACGAAGCUUCGAUCGUGGGGACUAUGCCGGCGCGUCAAAGAUCGUGAUGGGUGCUAAGGCCGCCGGUUAUGUGUGCGAUAACACGUUGAAGCGGAUCAAAAAGGAUUUCCAUGCCGAAGUAGAUCGCCAUAUGAAGGAGCGAUGUGGCGUCGCUGCUGAACUCAUCGGCCUCCUUAUCCAUAAGUGA
Messenger RNA from Triticum turgidum subsp. durum (durum wheat), 543 nucleotides. NCBI's taxonomy places the organism in Eukaryota, Viridiplantae, Streptophyta, Magnoliopsida, Poales, Poaceae. The record is from the annotation of a GenBank genome assembly.